GAGGAAGUUCUGUUUAAUAAAUUGAACCACAUAAGCCAUACAGCCUUGGUCUCUUGAAAAAUGGAUUUCGAUCCAAACAGCGAGAAAUGGGCCUGCUGCUGCUGUACACUGCCAUCUGGCCUACAAAUUCUCGCCGUUGCCGAAAUUGCUAUAGCAACACUCGUAGCCGCACUUACCACACAUCAUUUAGUGACCGAUACUGAGAGCCCUUCCUACUUCCAAAUAUGCCUCAUUGCAAUGAUGUUACUGAUGGCUUUGACGUCAUCGCUGCUUAUAGCUGGAAUCCAAAGACACGAUACAAGUCUUAUGUAUCCAACGUUGGUGGCGCGGGUCGUACUCAUCAUUUUUGUACAGGUAUUUGGUGUAUCAACUGUUGUUGCUCCAGAGCCAGCCGCUCCCAGAUGGGAAAAGGAAAAACCAACAAAAGAGCCGGAAGAAAAUGACGGCGAGCCAAGUGUGGCAGUGCGUUUAGUCAUGCUAGUAUUCGCUAUGUUAUUUAUAACCGUAGCAGUGUUCUACUGUAUUUAUCUGGUAGUACGAUGUUUGCAAUAUCAACGAUGCUAUUCCCGAAUGAAAGAACGACGAGAAUCAUUCAUUGCUGCUAGUAUGAUUGAUCCCGAUGGAACUUCGCGAGGUUCGCGUAGAGCUUCGUCUUUGCCUGGAUUUCCUUGAACAGUACUAGGAUAAUUUCUUAGAGUCUGUAUUCGGACAGACUUCUCUCACCUCGCCUCGAUCUGGUUACAACCCGAUGAGAUUUCAAAUCGAAAACAUGCAAUAAAUGACUCCUAUUCGCCUCCAAUAUU
Cylicocyclus nassatus is the source of this 803-nucleotide messenger RNA. The record is from the annotation of a GenBank genome assembly. Lineage: Eukaryota; Metazoa; Nematoda; Chromadorea; Rhabditida; Strongylidae.